AUGGAUUCAUUUGUUGAUGAUAAUCAGAGUGUUGAUGUUUUUCGUUUACUUCACGAUGAUAAUGUUGGUUCUUGUUCAUCAUGUAAUUCAAAUCGAAUGUUUCAUAUUGUAAAUUAUCAUGUUGAUGACGUUGUUGUUGUUGUGGAGUGCCAGCACCAACUACAAGUAUCUUCAUCGACUUCACCUACAUCAAAUCAAUCUCUUAGUCAAUCUUCAUCAAGUAUUAAUUCUGUACAAAUUACUGAUGCAACACCUAAUGAAACAAUUCAUGAUCAAGUAUCAAAUAAUUCUUUAACAAAUCCAAAAUCAUCUCAAUCAAGAAAAAGUUUUCCAUUAAAUUAUAUACUUCCAAAAUUUGAUAAAGCUUUUGAAGAAGCUGCCAAUGAUCCAUUACCAUCUGAUUUUGGAACAAGAUGCAGAAAGAGACAACAAUUAAUAAAAACUAUUCAUGAUGAUGUAGUCAACACUUAUGGAAUUGAUUUUUAUCCAACAUCGUUUGAAUUUGAUCGAAUGAUAGUCAGUGUUAAAAACAAGUAUCCAGCACUUUGUAAAAUAUUUGGUGAAGAUAUGAGUUUACUAACAUCAGCAUUAAAACAACAAUUCUCUCGUGAUCGACAAGCAUCUAUUUGUGUAUCUGAAAUAUUAAUGAAAAAACGUCAAUCAUAUGGUCAUCAAAUGGGAGGAAGAAAAUUAAAAUUUGUGAAGGUUGAUUUGGUUGCUCGUCAAGAAUAUUUGCUUGAAGAAAAAGAACAAUCAAACGAACUCUUAAUGCAAUUGUGUCAACAAGCAGAAUCAAUGCGUGUAUUAAUUAAUACAACAAAUUAUGAUUAUGGUCACAUUAAAAGUAAAAUGGAUUUAACAUAUGCACAUCGUCAGCGUCUUGUUCAAGAGAUGAAACCAAUAAAAGAAAUCAUUGAAUUAUAUCCAGCUUUAUCAAUUACUGACUUUUUUAUUCGUGAAAUCAAUGUUCAUUCUGAUCCAUUUUAUGGUGAUAUUGUUCAAGCAUUAAAAUCAAGUUGUACAAAAUUGGUCAAGCAUUUGGAUCAUCCACAAAAAGAAAAUCUCAUUGAUGAAGAACAACCACUAUUCAUAUUGGAACACAUGAUCAUGAAACGUUACAAGCACUCAAAGAAGUUUUUAUUAAGUCAUGAAGCGAUUGAUGCUUAUCCAAUGAUACAAAUACAAACAGUUCAAAAUAUUAAAAAUUAUUCCAUUGUUAUUGAAUACAACUCAAUUAUUACGACGAAUUCACAAGCUGAAGCAAUUGCUGUUUUAAUUGGAUCUUACGAAAUAUUUAAUGUAGAAUAUCCACCAAAGAUACGAGCAACAUUAGAAGUCCUCAAUGGUUUAUCAUUUAAAAAACGAUCAUUUUCGUUGUCAUUAGCUGAAAAAGAUUUUUAA
This is a messenger RNA of Rotaria sp. Silwood2, 1401 nucleotides long. The record is from the annotation of a GenBank genome assembly. Lineage: Eukaryota; Metazoa; Rotifera; Eurotatoria; Philodinida; Philodinidae.